GCGCGGGGCCGGGUGCGCGCAGGCGCGCGGGGGCGGGUUUGAACGGUGGCGGCGGCGAUUCUGGAGCUUCUGCGAACGGAGCCGCUCAUGGAGCCCGUCCUGAAAGGUAUUUCAGCAUUCGUAGAAGUUUGGUCAUCUAACAGAACAGAAAAUUACUCGAAAACCUUUGAACAGCAGCUUGUUGAUAUGGGAGCAAAAGUUUCAAAAACUUUGAACAAGCAUGUGACCCAUGUCAUCUUCAAAGACGGACGUUUGGCUACAUGGAGAAAAGCACAGAAGAUGGGUGUGAAAAUAGUUUCUGUACUGUGGGUGGAGAAGUGUCGAGAAACUGGAAUGCAUGCUGAUGAAUCUUUAUUUCCUGCAGUGGACACUGAUGAAGAGUUACCACUGCAGAUCAAAAAACACAGAUGUAUGCAGCCAGAAGACUUUGUUGAAAAGACUCCAGAAAAUAAUAGAAAGCUGCAAAGAAGACUGGACCAGAUGGCUAAAGAAUUAGCUGUACAAAAGAUAGCAAUUGAUUGUGAAACUGAUGUACCAGUUUUACUAUUUGAAGACAGUGGCUCGCUUGUGUAUAGCCCUGCUAAUAAGAUAAAAGAUCAAUGCAGUGCAAUGGAAAAAAGAAUAAAGGAGAUGAAGGAAAAAAGAGAAAAUCUUUCUCCUACUGCUUCACAGAUGUCUCAAGUAUCUCCAAGUAGUUCAGCAGGAGACCGCCCGCUGUCAACUUGUGCCUUAACUAAUUCAGAAGAUGCAUUGUUGCCAGGAGAACAAAUGGAAGACUGCUUGAACUCAAGUUACAAUUGUCUUUGGGGAACUGGUAAAAUAAAGAGACGGAAAACAGAGGUAGUAAAACCCGCUUGUGAUACUUGGACAGAUAUUCAUGUAUCCAUGAGUGCAUCAGUGAAUUCUCCCUCACAAAGCUAUGAGCAGAAAAAUGUAACACCAAAACAACGUAGCAGAAGAAGCUUAAGAAAGAAACAGAUUUUGCAGUAUGCUUUGAAUGAUAAAUUGUCGUUAGAUAAGAAUGAUCUAAAAACGCUCCCAAAAGAUGAAACUAGCGUGACUACUUCAGUUGCAAGUGAAAGUUCUGUUUUCCAAAUCAAGGAUUUAGAUCAUGUUACUCCUUCCAAAAAAACAGUCAAGUUAAACACUGUUCCUGCUUUGACUGACAUUGUCUCUAAUUCACCUAUGAACAGCGAAGACUUUAAUAUGUGUUCAGAGGAUAGAAGCUUCCCUGUUGACAGUAACGACUGUGUUCUUGAAGACAAGCAGAGGAAGAAACGACAAACACUAUCUAGUUGGACACUGGCUACCUCAGAACUGGAUCCAUCAGGGUCUAAAGAGUCCUUGCAAGCACAUAAUACAUAUAGCAAGUCUUUUUGUGCUGAAGAGGAUUCUUAUGAAGACUUCUUUGCAUCGUGUAACUUGAAUGAAAAUGAAGUACAGGUACGAGUACCAAAGGAAUCGCAUAAUCCUCCUGAAAUUUCUUGCAGAGACUCUCCUACAAGCAUGGACUCAAUCGAUGCAAGUUUCUGUAAGCCACAUACUACUCCCAAGAAAAGCAGGAAAAAGUCUAUUUCAGCAAAUGAUGUUUCAGUAAAGAAAAACUUCAAACCACCUGAACAUCCUGGAAGAUUGCCAUUAAAUUAUAUGACAGAUGGUGAAAAAGCUGAGACUGUGGAAGCUUUAGAUUUUGAUGAUGUGAAUAGGCUGCCUCAGCAUGCUGUUGAAAAAGUCUACAAAACCGACACGAAUUGCUGUAGUCGCACUACUGGUGAUGAAAAUGAAUUUUCAGAGUAUCGCGUUACUGAUGGCUCUCGUGAAGUUUCUAAUGAACAAAAGAAUAAGCACAAUGAAGGGUUAAGAAAAACUAGAAGACUCCAAAAGACAACAAGGACACUAGUUAUGACGAGUAUGUCUUCUGAGAUGCAAGAUGUUGUAAUUCAGGUGGUGAAUAAACUUGGAGACUUUUUGUUCUCAGAUGAUGUAUGUGAAACAACAAGCCAUGUAGUUACAGGGAGCCCUCGUCGUACCUUGAGCGUUUUGCUGGGAAUCGCUCGUGGGUGUUGGAUUCUUUCUUAUGAAUGGGUUCUGUGGUCUUUGGAAUUGGGUCAUUGGAUCUCAGAGGAACCAUAUGAACUUUCAUCCAGCUUCCCUGCAGCUCCGAUCUGCAGACUUCAACGUCACCUAUCAAAAGGAAAAUACCAGCAGAAUCUCUUUUCAAACCAGCCUGUAAUGUUUGUAUCUCCUACCAGUCAGCCACCCUGCAAAAAGCUAAUUGAACUUAUACAGCUGUCAGGAGGGAAAAUAUGUAAAGCCUUACAUCAGGCAAAAAUCUGUAUAGGAAAAAACACAGGAAAGAAAUAUCAAGAAAUAAAAUGUCUAUCAGAAAAAUGGAUAUUAGAUUCAAUCACUCAGCAUACAAUAUGUCCCAUGGAAAACUACAUUUUUCAGCUGUGAGCUAACUCAAGAGCUUCCAUAUGGCUGUAAGGAAACAAGCCUAGUUUGGAUUCAACAAAAAGCUAAGCUGUGAAUAAAAUUUCUAAGAAAACUCUAGCUGCAUAUUUAUAAAUAUAGGGAAAUGUUUUACGCAUUUUUAUAACUUGUGUAAGUGGUCAUCUUGUGAAAUAUUCAGGUUUUUAUAAUAAAGUACCUCCUAAAUAAAAGUCAUCUUGCUUUUAUUUAUUUGUUGAAGGCUCUUGGACCUAAAAGUUGAGCGAAUCAUUAUUCACUGGGAGGAAGCGGAAAGAUAUUUUCUAAUCUCCAAGUGAGGUUGAUCAUAUUACAGUGCAAUUAGUCGAUCGGCAUUCAGUAUGGGUGGGCGUGCCUGAGCCACUCUGGUGCCAUCAAGCAGGAGCUGUGCUACCACUGCAGACACGUGGAUCCUUUAGGCUCCUCAAUGCUGAGAGACAACAGCUGAGGGCCCGUGUUGCCACCUCUUUGCGACCAUUGCUAAUUAUGUUUCGUUGGUAAAAUGAUAAGGUUGCACACCUUCUGGUCUAGAGUUGCACUUCUAAACUGAUUUUUCAGAAGUAACUGACACUCAGUAAUUCUGCUCAGAUACGUACUUGAAGUAUAACUUCAUUUUAAUAUCUUUAAUGGCAUUUCAAACUGUGUCUCCCUUACCUCUAGUCUGAA
Messenger RNA from Cuculus canorus (common cuckoo), 3135 nucleotides. RefSeq names its product microcephalin 1 (gene MCPH1). Gene Ontology annotation, biological process: mitotic cell cycle. The transcript has 14 exons. The coding region runs from base 88 to 2457 and encodes 789 amino acids. NCBI's taxonomy places the organism in Eukaryota, Metazoa, Chordata, Aves, Cuculiformes, Cuculidae. The record is from RefSeq and is a predicted model, not a curated record.